AUGGCUGAUCCCUCAAAUGAACUGGUAGAACCUCAGCAGCUGCAAUGGUUCCACAAAUACAAGCACCAACGGGCAACACUGCAUCUCAUCGACCUAUACGGAGCGUGCCUGGUAGAUUCUACAGAGCCAGACAAGGCGGAAACAGCAGUUAAGCACCUAAAAAUCAUAAACUCCCGCAUUCAGUUUUUGAAUCAUGAACUCGGCCUCCCAAGUGACCUGGGUGUCAUUGAUUAUGGGGUGUUCCAGCACAGCUGGGAAUUGAAACAGGACAGGCAAGUCGUCGAGCAAGGACUCAAACGAUACUGCGCUACGAAAAGAUAUAUGCAGGGAUGGAGCAAUAUGCCACCUACACAUGACUAUAGUUACUUCCCGGAACCUGAGGAACCCGAUAAUGAUGAGUGGGACAUUUUGGUGCCUUGGCUUCGCCUUAUAUGGGCAUUGCUCAAGAAACGCCCCCGGCUAGAGGCUCAACUGGUAUUGCUUGACGACAUUGAAGGGAUGCUCCUAGAAUAUCUGGGUGAUCCGGGCGAAGACCUAUCCGUCAGCCCCUGUGACGCGUUAACGGCUAUCAUCUCUUUACAUGAAAUGAGCAGGCUAGCGCCCUAUGAUGCUGGCAGUGAGACCGGCAUAUCGAUACAAGAUUACGAAAUCGAAAGAGAGAAUCUCCGGCGUAUGUGUGAAUUUCAAGGGUUCCCAUGUACCUGGAUACCAUUGCUUGGCAUGGGAGGCAACUGA
Messenger RNA from Aspergillus affinis, 735 nucleotides. RefSeq lists its product as uncharacterized. The transcript has a single exon. Bases 1 to 735 code for a protein of 244 amino acids. Lineage: Eukaryota; Fungi; Ascomycota; Eurotiomycetes; Eurotiales; Aspergillaceae. The record is from RefSeq and is a predicted model, not a curated record.